Messenger RNA from Coccinella septempunctata (seven-spotted ladybird), 973 nucleotides. Its product is annotated as cytochrome b5-like. Gene Ontology annotation, cellular component: membrane; intracellular membrane-bounded organelle. Gene Ontology annotation, molecular function: heme binding. The record is from RefSeq and is a predicted model, not a curated record. The transcript is spliced from 2 exons. The coding region runs from base 262 to 645 and encodes 127 amino acids. Lineage: Eukaryota; Metazoa; Arthropoda; Insecta; Coleoptera; Coccinellidae.
GAUUAAUCAUUAACCAAACCCACAAUAUUCAACGCCGACUGCACACCUAUGGCCUCUGCUAUCUUUCUACUAGAGCAAAAACGUGUUGCUUGAAAUUUGAAACUCGAGCACUACGAGCAUAUAACGGCAACGAUUUUCGACCAGCUGAUGUAAUCUCGUUAUCGCCAGCGACAAGAGGACCUAGUUUUUUCAAUACGUACGUUUGUGUUCAACGCUAAACACCGGAGGUUUUAAAAGGACUCAUAUUAGUUUGUCGACGGCAUGACUUCAACCUUUCUACCAGUCGUAAACGCUUUGGAGGCUGCUGUCAGCUAUUCGGCGUCUUUGAUAGGUGGUUCCAGGAGAUCAUCCACCGAUGCUGAGAUAACCCUGGAAGAGGUUCUCUGCCACGACACCCGAAGGGAUUGUUGGGUUGUCAUUUACGACAGGGUGUACGAUAUCACGAACUUCUUAGAUGAGCAUCCUGGUGGAGGGGAUCUACUUCUGGAAAACGCUGGAAGGGACGCCACUGUAGCAUUCCGUAGCGCCGGACAUUCUCGUCAUGCUAUGCAGCUACUGGAAAGGUACUUCAUCGGUGAGCUACCAUUGCAGGAGAGGGUGUUCAGAAAAGUUGGAGGAUUCAAACUGAGCAACAUGCCAGAAUAGUUUUCAGAGAAGCUAGUUCUCCCAAAAUCUAGUCCACAACUAUAGUGUUGCAACAAUCCGAAUGAAAAAGCUCUAUUCGAAAUGAAAAUGCGACCUAGUACUAGAGGCUUGAAAUUAUUUUGGAUGCUCCUUGGUUCAUCACUUCAACACCAACUUUACCAAUGAUGAAUAAAUAAUCUUAUUCCAUACUUCCGAUCAUCAGCUGAUGAUCCGAUACACCGAUACUAGUAUCGGAACAGCGCAGGAGUACUAAUUUUUGUUUCAUUUGAGAAAUCUCUAUGUGAAGGGAUUCGUUCAAAGUUAUAAUUGAGAUAAUUACUCUAACUUC